AUGCCACCCAAAAGAAAAUCCACCGAGGCGCCAUCUGCCGAUGCCCAAAAACGAGCCAAAUCCGCCCAGGACACCCCCGCCCACCUUGCACUUGGACUCCCGCGUAACCCGCGCAUGACUCCCGGGUCCGCGAGUGCAGAGACGGACGUCGCGUGGGUGACACUCAUGCAGGACCCUGCCAAGGCUUUUGAAUACAUACCUCUAGCUCCGACACACUACGGAUCCAAACGCGACCCUUUGGACGAGGGUGAUGAAUCCGAAGAUUCGGACGAGGACGAAGACGGCGAGGAUGGCGAGAAAGAUAAAGACAAGGCCCAUCCAGAUGGCUCGAAGCCCUCCGACGAAAAUCCAGACCAGGAAUGGGUUAUCACAUACGCCGGAUUUCAAAAGUGUGUGUCGGCGCAACGUCUCAGCAUACCCCGUGACCCGGACGAGAUGACGAUGUACACAUUCAACGACCACUAUGCGUACGGCACCCUAGAGCUUGUUGAGAAUUUUAUGCUGGACUUCCAAGCGGCAGGACUGGCAGAGAGUGGCUGGAAAGAGCAAUGGGCGUUGUGCGAGGGACUGGGUCUAUUCAUCCGUCACGGCUCGGCCGAUGCAAUGAUGCAAAUCGACGAUGGGGAAUGCGCGGUGGCAAUGUCCAAGCUCGUCAAGACUAUGUUCUUGAGUAUGCUGGCGACACUGGAGCGCAACGGAGUUCUCAAACCGGAUUCCGAGAUCAAGAAUCUUGGCCAUAUGAUGGCGCUCUGGCUGCGCCUUGCAGAAGAGCCUUGCCCGAUAUUUUUUGAGAUAAGGGAGUCGGAUGGGACUCGUCGCUUGGCGAGUAUUAUCAUGGCUUAUGCGAUGAAGUACGAUAUUGCGCUGCCGAAUCCGGGCAAUCUUGACUCCAUCAAGGCAAUUGUGGAACCGCGCGCUAAAAAGGUGAAGCUUCCUGCGCCAGAGUCUAAGAAGAAUGACCCUUGGGACUGGAAUAAGUCUCUGAAGAGUUAUGUGGGCAAGUUCGAGGUGCCGGCUUUUGCUUUCGCGCCGGGUCCUGUUGGUGGUGAUAAGCUAGAUGUCACAUCGUGGACCUCGGAGAGGCGCAAAAAGUAUGCUUUCGAUAAGAAAGAUCCUCUUACCGAGGAAAUGAUUAAGGAUCUGAGUGGGAAGCCCCCGAGCCCGGCGUAA
This is a messenger RNA of Penicillium manginii, 1170 nucleotides long. RefSeq lists its product as uncharacterized. The transcript has 3 exons. The coding region runs from base 1 to 1170 and encodes 389 amino acids. Lineage: Eukaryota; Fungi; Ascomycota; Eurotiomycetes; Eurotiales; Aspergillaceae. The record is from RefSeq and is a predicted model, not a curated record.